This is a messenger RNA of Gorilla gorilla gorilla (western lowland gorilla), 936 nucleotides long. Its product is annotated as peptidyl-prolyl cis-trans isomerase A-like. Bases 1 to 936 code for a protein of 311 amino acids. Gene Ontology annotation, cellular component: cytoplasm. NCBI's taxonomy places the organism in Eukaryota, Metazoa, Chordata, Mammalia, Primates, Hominidae. Gene Ontology annotation, biological process: protein folding; protein peptidyl-prolyl isomerization. The transcript is spliced from 6 exons. The record is from RefSeq and is a predicted model, not a curated record. Gene Ontology annotation, molecular function: cyclosporin A binding; peptidyl-prolyl cis-trans isomerase activity.
AUGUCAUCCUUCACUGAGAUGAAUGGUUCCAGCAACAACCCAGACAGGAGGCAUCCUUCGAAGGAGAAUGACCUAGAACAAGGGACACAGAGGCUACGAAAGACCCUGCUCCUGCACUCACAUGUGACAUACGGGACAGUCCCAAAGGUGAGCAAGGCUCCUGGGGACUCAGGCAGUCGGUACUUCAUCCGAGGCUUUGCACCAGGGCCCCUGGAAGCCCCAGGCCCAUGGGUGGGCAGGAGCCUUCUGGCCUUCUCCAGACGUCCCAGCCCUGACUUUGCCUUGACCACAAUGUGCAGAAAUCCUUUGGUUCCCUCCUCGGUGGCUCAUGGCGGCCCUGAGCCGGCCAGGCCAGCUCCAGGAAGUGGGAACCAGGCCCUGAACAAGAAGACAGCUGGGGCCAAAGCGGACACUGUCACCGCCAGGAGCCCCGUACUAUCAGCCACGGUCAACCCCACUGUGUUCAUUGAUGGUGAGUCCUUGGGCCACGUCUCCUUCAAGCUGUCUGCAGACAAGUUUCCAAAGACAGCAGAAAACUUUCGUGCUAUGAGCACUGGAGAGAAAGGAUUUGGUUAUAAGGGUUCCUGCUUUCACAGAAUUAUUCCAGGGUUUAUGUGUCGGGGUGGUGACUUCACACACCAUAAUGGCACUGGUGGCAAGUCCGUCCAUCAGGAGAAAUUUGAUGAUGAGAACUUCAUCCUAAAGCAUACAAGUCCUGGCAUCUUGUCCAUGGCAAAUGCUGGACCCAACACAAAUGGUUCCCGGUUUUUCAUCUGCACUGCGAAGACUGAGAGUUUGGAUGGCCAGCACGUGGUCUUUGGCAAUAUGAAAGAAGGCAUGAAUGUUGUGGAGGCCAUGGAGUGCUUUGGGUCCAGGAAUGGCCAGACCAGCAAGAAGAUCACCAUUGCUGACUGUGGACAACUCCAACAAAUUUGA